This is a messenger RNA of Dunckerocampus dactyliophorus (ringed pipefish), 2508 nucleotides long. RefSeq names its product ATP-binding cassette sub-family G member 4-like. The record is from RefSeq and is a predicted model, not a curated record. The transcript is spliced from 15 exons. Lineage: Eukaryota; Metazoa; Chordata; Actinopteri; Syngnathiformes; Syngnathidae. Gene Ontology annotation, cellular component: plasma membrane. Bases 350 to 2419 code for a protein of 689 amino acids. Gene Ontology annotation, molecular function: ATP binding; ABC-type transporter activity; ATP hydrolysis activity.
AAAUUUGUCAAUCUCCUUGAAUGAUUUUGUGAUUGUGAUAAGAAAAACAACAAAAUACCAUUGGCUCUUAAAUAACAAAAACAAUGUAACAAUAUGGACAGCAAAAAACAUCAAGAAACAGAAAAAUAUCGAUCUCAUCCUUCAGUGAUAUAGCCUCGGUAUCGAUACUAUAGCUAUUGGGAUCGACACCCGUACUGAAAAGAUAAUACAAUAACAGACCUCAUCAAAGGGACGAAAGAGAGCUGGGAAAAGACACCUUAUAAAGAUCAAAGACUCUUCCAUCAACCUACGUACCAACCGGACGUCAUCGUAAUCGCAAUAUAAAUCAAAGUCAUGCGCCAUCAACGGCAUGCGUCGGGUGGGAUUGAUUAGCAGGAAACGAAAGAAAACUCAAGUUACUGAAUAUCUUCAAUUACACCGCGGAGUGGUGCGUUCAAGUCCCCCUUUUGACUGGAGUAUUUGGGUGAUUUUUUUUUCUCCGCCGCAGGCUCCUUGCACGUUUGUGAGGAUGCUGGAUAACAGCUCUUGCGGCAUCCCCAUGGAGGAGACCACAGUGGAACGCAAAACACUUGCAAAAGUACCCUUGUUCUGUCACUCAAAGAAAGGGAACACCCUUGGGACCCAGACUCAAAUCCUCUCUCAGCUCCCGCGCCACACUGCCGUCACCCUGGAGUUCAAGGAGCUGUCCUACGUGGUCUGUGAGAGGCACUGGUGUCGGAAGAGAGGCUUUAAAACCCUCCUCACUAGUCUCUCCGGACAAUUUAACAGCAAAGAGCUUACAGCAAUCAUGGGGCCGUCUGGAGCUGGAAAGUCCACCCUGAUGAACAUCCUGGCGGGAUACAAAGAGACGGGCAUGAAGGGCCAAAUCAUGGUGAACGGGCGCCCAAGGAACUUAAAGACCUUCCAGAAGAUGUCCUGCUACAUCAUGCAGAGUGAUGUUUUAAUGCCUCACCUAUCCACGAAGGAGGCCAUGAUGGUGUCUGCCAAUCUGAAACUCAAUGAGUGCAUGCAGGUCAAAAAAAAGCUUGUGGACGAGAUAAUGACUGCUUUAGGGCUUCUGGGCUGUGCUAAAACACGUACCAACCGUCUUUCGGGGGGCCAACGGAAAAGGCUGGCCAUUGCUCUUGAGUUGGUCAACAAUCCUCCUGUUAUGUUCUUUGACGAGCCCAUCAGUGGCUUGGACAGUGCAUCAUCCGUCCAGGUCAUCUCCCUCUUGAAGGCUCUGGCAAACGGCGGACGGACAAUCAUCUGCACCAUUCAUCAACCCAGUGGCAACCUCUUUCAGAUGUUUGACAGGCUGUACAUUGUCAGUCAAGGUCAAUGCAUAUACAGGGGAAGGGUCUCCCAGCUCAUCCCGCACCUGUCCAGCCUGGGCCUCCACUGCCCGCGGUAUCACAAUCCGGCAGACUACAUCAUUGAAGUGGCAUCAGGAGAGCACGGGGACGUGAACCCAAUGCUGUUUGAGGCCAUUCUGAAAGACCAGUGCUGUGAGGACAGCAAGGAUAACACAGGAGAAGCACAUACAUCCAUGCAGGCCAAGUCUCGCAGCGACUUACACCUUGAGAAACAAAGCUAUGGUACUGGUAUCUUCAAACAGUUCUACAUCCUCUUUAAAAGAAACAUCAAGGCGAUAUGCAGAGACACAAUGCUGACCCACCUGAGAGUGAUGUCCCACAUCGUGAUUGGACUCCUCAUUGGCCUGCUUUAUCUCAAAAUUGGAAAUGAUGCAGACAAAGCCUUCAACAACACUGGUUUCCUAUUCUUCUCGAUGCUGUUUGUCAUGUUUGCCGCCAUGAUGCCCACCAUUCUAACCUUUCCUCUGGAAAUGUCCGUGUUCGUAAGGGAACACCUCAACUCCUGGUACAGCCUACGUGCCUAUUACUUGGCUAAGACACUUGCAGAUGUUCCAUUCCAGCUGAUCUGUCCAGCCCUGUACUGCAGUAUUGUGUACUGGAUGACUUCCCAGCCCCCAGACGCCGAACGCUUCUUGUUGUUCAUCGCCUUGUCCACAUGCAUCGCUCUGGUAUCUCAGUCACUAGGGUUGCUCAUAGGGGCGGCAGCCACAUCGCCACAGGUUGCGACCUUCGUCGGUCCGAUCACAGCCAUCCCUAUGAUCCUCUUCUCUGGCUUCUUUGUGAAUUUCGAUACCAUUCCUAUAUACCUACAGUGGACCUCAUAUGUCUCCUAUCUCAGGUAUGGCUUCGAGGGAGUGAUGAUCGCCAUCUACGGGGCGAACCGCUCACAGCUCGAAUGCAAUAAUCCCCCCUGCCCGUUCCAAGAGCCAGCGUCCGUCCUGAAGUUGCUAAACGUGGAUAAGGCAAAGCUGUAUGUGGAUUUCAUUUCGCUAGGGGUUUUCUUUUUCAUCCUCAGACUGGCCAUUUACCUGGUCCUUAAGUACAAAGUGAAGUCAGCGCGCUAAGAUGCUGUGUUUAUUUGUAUUGAAGACCUCAGACCAGGUUUUUUUCCUCGUCCAUUGGCUGUGAUGUUGCUACCAGAGCUGACUGAGCU